AUGUCUGACGCCGAAGACCAUGCAAAUGCAGCAGACUAUGCUAAUGGCGAAUCUCCUCCAAAGCCCCCACAGAGGUUCAGGGACAGAUCUAAGGAGUUGCUGUCCAAAAAAGCCGUGCGCACCAAGCAAAUGCUUUCCAAACAGGCCGUUAAGAUUGCCAAACAAGCUGAGGAACACGAAAGGUUCAUCAACAAGGUGACGCAUCUCGUGGGGGUCCUCGGCUUUGGGGGGUUUUGCUUCCUUCUAGGGGCAAGACCCCAAGACAUUCCCUAUGUAUAUUGUUUGUUCUACGUCAUCUUUGUUCCUCUUCGUUGGAUAUACUACAGGUUCAAGAAAUGGCACUACUAUCUACUGGAUUUUUGCUACUAUGCCAAUACAAUAUUCUUGGUUGAUCUUCUUUUUUACUCAAAAAAUGAGAAGGUUUUCAUGGUUUGCUUUUCUUUUGCUGAGGGGCCGUUAGCAUGGGCUUUGAUUGUUUGGCGUUGCAGCUUGGUUUUCAGUUCUGUUGACAAAAUUGUCAGUGUUCUUAUCCAUCUUUUACCUGGAUUGGUUUUCUUUACUAUUCGAUGGUGGAAUCCUACAACCUUCGAAGCCAUGCAUCCAGAGGGAACUGCUAGAAGACCCACGUGGCCUUAUGUCGAAGAUAAAUCCUUUCUCUGGACAUGGCUGUUUCUGGUACCCUUGGUAGCUUACACAUUAUGGCAGGUUCUAUACUUCCUCAUUGUCAACGUCUUGCGCAGGCAAAGGCUUUUAAGGGAUCCUGAAGUCAUGACUUCCUAUAGGGAACUCUCGAAAAAGGCUCAGAAAGCAAACAACAUAUGGUGGCGCUUAAGUGGGUUAUUAGGGGAUCAAAAUCGCAUGCUAAUGUACAUUUUUCUUCAAGGCUUAUUCACGGUGGCAACCAUGGCACUGGCUGUGCCCAUAUUCUUGUCAUAUGAGUUGCAUGUAGUUUUCCAAAUACUGAAGGUUUCUGCCUCAAUAUGGAACGGGGGAAGUUUUCUUUUAGAAGUAAUGCCAAGACAAGCAAUUCUUAAGGAGAAAAAGAAAUCAGAAAUGCAACCUGUUGAAGCUCAAUCCAAUCACCAAUAG
Messenger RNA from Sphenostylis stenocarpa, 1089 nucleotides. Lineage: Eukaryota; Viridiplantae; Streptophyta; Magnoliopsida; Fabales; Fabaceae. The record is from the annotation of a GenBank genome assembly.